CUACUUACUAAUUGUAAUUGUUUCUCCCUCUGUUUCUCUAGAAUAGUCGUAGAUUAUAUAUAUAUAUAUAUUGGCUUGCGAAUCAGCGCAUGGAAUUGCUCUGAUUAGCUUGGCUAGGGAGUUAACUUAAUUCAUAAUAAUUUAUAUACCAUCUCGGGCUAGAAAGUUGCAGGCUACGUGGUGAAGAAAGAACAAAAAUGUGGAGGCUGAAGGUGGCAUAUGGUGGGAAAGACCCAAACAUCUUCACCACAAACGAGUUCGUAGGGAGACAGAUAUGGGAGUUCGAUCCAGAUGCCGGCACUGACGAAGAGCGAGCCCAGGUCGAAGACGCCCGUCGCCAUUUCACCAACAACCGCCAUCAUGUUAAGGCCAACAGCGACCUCCUCUGGCGCUUCCAGAUGCUGAGAGAGAAGAAAUUCAAGCAGACAAUUCCGGCAGUGAAGGUGGAGGAAGGCGAAGAAAUCACAUACGAAAAGGCAACAACAGCAAUGAGGAGGGCCGUCCAUUUCUACUCGGCCUUGCAAGCUAGCGAUGGACAUUGGCCUGCUGAAAAUGCUGGGCCCUUGUUUUUCCUUCCUCCUUUGGUGAUAUGCCUGUACGUGAUAGGACAUUUGAAUAGCGUAUUGACAAGAGAACACAGAGUUGAAAUCCUGCGGUACAUAUACAAUCAUCAGCAAGAAGAUGGAGGGUGGGGAUUCCACAUAGAGAGCCCAAGCUGCAUGUUCUCCACGGCUAUGAGCUACAUUUGCAUGAGGCUGCUUGGAGAGGGCCCUGAGGGUGGUCAGGACAAUGCCUGUGCCCGAGCUAGAAAAUGGAUUCUUGAUCAUGGCGGAGUUACUUAUAUACCCUCUUGGGGAAAGGCCUGGCUUGCUAUACUUGGUUUGAUUGAUUAUGAUGGACUUAACCCAAUGCCUCCAGAAUUUUGGAUGCUUCCUACGUAUUUUCCUAUGCAUCCAGGUAAAAUGUGGUGCUACUGCCGAACAGUUUACAUGCCAUCAUCGUAUUUGUAUGGGAAAAGGUUCGUAGGUCCUAUCACUCCUCUGGUUCUACAAUUGAGGGAGGAACUCCAUACUCAACCUUACCAUCAAGUCAAUUGGAGUAGAGCUCGCCAUCUAUGUGCUAAGGAGGAUCUGUAUUAUCCCCAUCCUUGGAUUCAAGAUUUUCUAUGGGACGCUCUGUACACAUGCGCAGAGCCUCUUCUGAAUCGGUGGCCGUUGAACAAACUGAUCAGAGAGAGAGCUCUUCAAAUAACAAUGAAGCAUAUCCAUUAUGAAGACGAGACCAGUCGCUACAUCACUAUGGGAGUUGCAGAAAAGGCAUUGUGUAUGCUGUGCUGCUGGGUAGAAGAUCCGCAUGGGAAGCCCUUCAAAAUGCAUCUAGCGAGAAUACCAGACUAUCUGUGGGUUGCUGAAGAUGGAAUGAAGAUGCAGACUUUUGGGAGUCAGAGCUGGGAUGCUAGCCUUUCCCUUCAGGCUCUGCUUGCUAGUAAUCUGGCCGAUGAAAUUGGACCCACACUUGCUAAAGGACAUGACUUCUUAAAGAAAUCUCAGGUGAAAGACAAUCCUUAUGGUGACUUCAAAAGCAUGUACCGUCACAUUUCCAAAGGAGCAUGGACAUUUUCCGAUCAAGAUCAUGGAUGGCAAGUUUCUGAUUGCACCGCAGAGGGUCUAAAGUGUUGUUUGAUGUUCUCGUUGAUGCCCCCUCAACUUGUUGGUGAAAAAAUGGAACCUCAGAGGUUACAAGAUUCUGUCAAUCUUAUACUUUCUCUGCAGCAUAAAAAUGGUGGUUUAGCAGCUUGGGAGCCAGCAAUAGGACAAGACUGGAUGGAAAUGUUUAAUCCAAGCGAAGUAUUUGCGGACAUUGUGAUAGAGCAUCAAUAUGUGGAAUGCACAUCAUCCGCAAUACAGGCUCUGCUUCUGUUUAAGAAGUUGCACAAAGGGCACAAGACAAAAGAGAUUGAAAAUUUCAUCACCAAUGCUGUGCGUUUCAUUCAGGACAUACAAAGGCCUGAGGGUUCAUGGUAUGGAAACUGGGGAAGCUGUUUCACAUAUGCCACAUGGUUUGCCAUCAAAGGACUCACCUGUGCUGGCAAGACUUACAACAAUUGCCCAGCAAUACGCAAAGCUGUUGAUUUUCUGCUAGCCACUCAGAAAGAGAGUGGUGGGUGGGGGGAGAGUUAUCUUUCAUGCCCAAAACAGGAAUACAUACAUACAGAGGGUAGCAAAACAAACUUAGUACAUACUGCAUGGGCUAUGAUGGGUUUGAUUCAUGCUGGACAAGCGGAAAGAGACCCAAGCCCUAUUCACCGUGCAGCAAAAUUGAUCAUCAACUCUCAACUUGAAAAUGGUGAUUUUCCACAACAGGAAAUGACUGGAGUUUUCAUGAAGAAUGCUAUGCUGCAUUAUGCCUUGUAUAGAAAUAUUUUUCCCAUCUGGGCUCUUGCUGAAUACCGCAGGCUGCUUAUGUUAUCCAAAGCUUAAUUAAAAACCAAUUAUUACUUUUAAUUAACUUCCAUCUCUCUCACUGGAGGAUUAUGUAACAUAUACAUACAAGUUGUUAUUCAUCCUCUUCCUAGAUUUAUACU
This is a messenger RNA of Ziziphus jujuba (common jujube), 2584 nucleotides long. Its product is annotated as beta-amyrin synthase-like. Gene Ontology annotation, molecular function: beta-amyrin synthase activity. Gene Ontology annotation, biological process: triterpenoid biosynthetic process. Lineage: Eukaryota; Viridiplantae; Streptophyta; Magnoliopsida; Rosales; Rhamnaceae. The transcript is spliced from 12 exons. The record is from RefSeq and is a predicted model, not a curated record. Gene Ontology annotation, cellular component: lipid droplet. The coding region runs from base 198 to 2480 and encodes 760 amino acids.